Aureobasidium namibiae CBS 147.97 is the source of this 924-nucleotide messenger RNA. Its product is annotated as NmrA-like family protein. The record is from RefSeq and is a predicted model, not a curated record. The transcript has a single exon. Bases 1 to 924 code for a protein of 307 amino acids. Lineage: Eukaryota; Fungi; Ascomycota; Dothideomycetes; Dothideales; Saccotheciaceae.
AUGGCAUCCCCAACUGUCAUCGUCUUUGGCCCCACUGGCAAUGUGGCUCGCGUCGCGGCCAUCACAGCUCGCAAGCACGGCGCUCAAGUUGUCCUCGCCAUGCGAGACCCGAGCAAGGAGAUUAACGGGAUCAGACAUGAGGAAAAUGGCUACGAGAGAGUGCAAGCCGAUUUGACCAAGCCUGACACUAUCCGCGAGGCAGUUCUGAAGACUGGCGCGAAGAAAGCUUUCAUCUACCAAGUGCACUCCUCCGACCACCUGAAAUCCAGCAUUGAAGCACUCAAAGAGGCUGGCAUUGACUUUGUGGUUUUCAUGAGCAGCUUCACCAUCGUCGAUGCUGGCGGCGAUCUGGAAGCCAUCUCUCCAAAAGAACACAUUCCAUACUCGCAUGCUCGCGUCGAACUCAGUCUCCUUGAGGUCUUUGGACGUGAGCACUUCGUUCCCAUCAGGUCAGGAUCUUUGGCGACGAACCUCAUGAUGUUCAAUGGACAAGCUGUCAGGAACGGCCACGUCAGCUUGUGGGCGCCUGAGUCCACAUCCGACUGCAUCUCCGCGGAUGACCUCGGUGAAGUUGCAGGCACAGUCCUCGUUAAUGGUUCCGACAAGAAGAUAAUUUAUCUUUUCGGACCUGAGCCACUGUCACAGCAGAAACAGAUCGAAACAGUCGCACGUGUUCUGCAGAAAGAUAUCAAGAUCGAUACGAUCUCUACAGAAGCAGAGGCGGUGGAGGCAUACAAAGCUAAAGGCCUCCCAGAGGCGGUUGCCCGGUUGAUCGCUGCCAACCUGGCGCAAAACACUAAGAGCUUCGCGGCUCGCGAGCCCCAGAUUUACCGUGAAGGUGUUAGCAAUGUUAAGGAGAUCACAGGUCACCCCUCGACUAGUUUCCAGGACUUUGUGUCAUCGAACAGUCACUUGUUCCAGUAG